CAGUUGACGAGAUUAACUUCAUGCGGUCUCUGUUGGGUUUGAGGACCAAAAGCAACAACAGAAAUGGUAGUAGCAGUGAGAGUAAACUCACUAAAGCCAUUAACAUGGACUCCAUUUCUUUCUUCUUUAAAUAGCUUCAAUUGGCCUUGUUCUUUUAUAUCUAUUCCAAGAAAACAUUCAAAAUCAACACCCUUAUUUAGUCAAAUGGCAACUAGUGAGGCAGAGCCACAAAUAAUGACCAAAGUUAUUGACUCACAUUUACAUGUUUGGGCAUCCCCACAAGAGGCUGCAGAGAAGUACCCCUAUUUUCCUGGUCAAGAACCUAGUUUGCCUGGUCAUGUCGAUUACUUGCUGGAGGUACAUGCUUCGAGUUCUUUAAAUAGUUGUGGAAGGGUUUGUGGAUGUGGAAUUGUGGAAGGGUUUGUGGACGUGGAGUUACUGCACUCUAUCUCACUUAUGGACUUCAAAUAAUUCUACUAAAUUUCGAUUAUGCGUGAAAUUCGCGAAAGGGCCAAACCACAUUGAAUGUUAUGUAAGAAAUCGUAUAAAUGCUUAAAAUGUGAUACUCUUUCUAUUAUUAUUAUCAAAAAUUUUAGCACUGCGGGAGACAUUUUUUCAUG
This is a messenger RNA of Lycium barbarum (goji berry), 620 nucleotides long. RefSeq lists its product as uncharacterized. The transcript is spliced from 3 exons. Bases 64 to 471 code for a protein of 135 amino acids. The record is from RefSeq and is a predicted model, not a curated record. Lineage: Eukaryota; Viridiplantae; Streptophyta; Magnoliopsida; Solanales; Solanaceae.